Penaeus vannamei (Pacific white shrimp) is the source of this 607-nucleotide messenger RNA. The record is from RefSeq and is a predicted model, not a curated record. NCBI's taxonomy places the organism in Eukaryota, Metazoa, Arthropoda, Malacostraca, Decapoda, Penaeidae.
AUCGAAAGAGCUUGCGAUGGAGCUGUACCGCCGGGGGAUAGCCGAGCUGGAGGCGGGGAUCGCCGUGGACUGCCUGGGGCGCGGGGAGGCGUACGAGCGGGCCCAGAGGCUGCAGGAGAAGAUGAGGACGAAUCUCAUCAUGGCCAAGGAGCGACUCGACAUGCUAGAGUCGCUGGUUCACCUGCAGCAGCUGGAGCUGGAUGUGCCCCUCCUCACUACCCUCACCCCCCCAGUAUCCUCAGCUCCCCAAGUCACCCAUGGACCCUCUCGCAAUAUAGUAGGGGCCAGAGCUGUCUCCCCGUGUCGUAGGGGUUUCACAAAUCAGUCCACAGCUCACACAAACAAGCCUCGUGCCCGCGUAGCACCACAGGUCAUGAGUCUUACAGAUUCGGGGAGAAACUCUUCAGAGCGGCGAAAUGGGCCCAGUCUCUCAAAUAAAUCCUCAGAAGGUACCCCACAAUCUUAUUUCUGUCUUGCCCCACCUCUGUAUGGCAUCUGCCAUCCCGGAAUCUUGGCUUUUGCUGUCUUGUGUUCUCUCUUUCUCUCUGUCCUUUCUGUCUCAUAUAAUGCAGUGCCAAGAACCAUUUCAUAAAAUAUGGAUAACAGU